Prorocentrum cordatum is the source of this 3394-nucleotide messenger RNA. Lineage: Eukaryota; Dinophyceae; Prorocentrales; Prorocentraceae. The record is from the annotation of a GenBank genome assembly.
GUCCGGGAGCUCCACGUCUAUGGCCAGAUGACCCCCACCACGGGCGCGGCGGACGCGGAGGGGCGUGCGCAGCACCGCGGCCUCGGCCGCGCGCUGAUGGAGCGGGCCGAGGCCAUCGCCGCGGCCAGGGGCUUCGAGCGGAUCGCGGUGAUCGCAGGCGUCGGCGUCCGGGGCUACUACCGGCGCCUGGGCUACCAGCUCGAGGGCCAGGGGGGCUUCCUCGUCAAGGCGCUGCCGCCGCCCCCACGCCUCGGACGCCUGCGCUCUGCGCUGCGAAGCCCCUACGCCGACGCGCUCAGGACGGCGCCGCUGCGCGGCGAGGCCGAGGGUGGCGCCCUGCUCCAGCGGCUGCUGCCCGCGGCGCUCGGGGCCUGGCCCUGGCGCGCGGUGUGGCGGAGAAGCGCGGCCGCCGCCGCGGCGGUGCUGGCGGCGGUGUUGCUGGCGGUGCGCGCGCGGGCGCGCGCGCGCGCCUCGUGGCGCGGGGCCAUCCUGUGGGCCGCUCGAGACGGCGAUCGGAUCAUCUCCGUGUACCCGUCGAGCGUCUUCUCGUUACCGCGCGAGAGCGGCCAGCGGCCGCAGGGUGGAGCUGAGGCGCUCCAGGACGCUGGCGCCCAAGGCGAGUUCCGGUGCUCGACGGCCUCUGAGCCCAAGGGCGCCGGCGGGCCCUCGGCCGAGGCGCGCCCCUCGCGCGGGGCGGGCCGCCCGGCCAUGGGCAGCCCGGGGCCCGCCGCGGCGGCCGCGGCGGGCGCCCCAGCGGGCGCCGCAGAGGCCGCCGCGGCGGCGCUGCAGCCCGCGGACGCCGCCGCGCUGGAGGCCGCCGUGCGGCGGCUGCGCGCCGCGGGAACGGGGGCGCUGCGCAGGCCAGAGCUGGAGCCGCUCCGGGAGCUGCUGGCCGCGUGGGGCGGCAGCCUUGGGGGCGCCAGGACUGGCGGCGAGGCCGCCAGCAAGGCCGUCUCCGCCGAGCCGCUGGACGCGGGCGACGCGGCCGUGGAGGCCGUGGAGGCCGUGGAGGCCGUGGAGGCCGUGGAAGCCGUGGGGCCGCGCCCCCCGCAGGGCGACGUCAUGGAGCUGGAGUCGGACGAGGAGAUGGAGAUGCGCGCGCUGGAGAUGCGGCUGCCCGCGGGUCUGCUGGAGAGGGAGCUGGAGGACGAGGAGGACCUGCUCGCCCCCGGUGAGGCGCCCGCGCCAGACCCCGAGCGGGUGCCGCGGGACCGCCCGCCGUACCCGCGGCUGCCCCCGAGGCAGCUCGGCGAGGCCUCCGGCGCCCGGAGGAAGCUGCUGGCCGCCGCGCAGAAGCAGGCGACCGAGGCGCUCUCCGGGGGCGGCGCCGACAAGGCGCUCGAGAGGUACACGGAGGUGAUCUGCGCCGGCGGGGCCACGGCUUUGAUGCUGGCCACGCGUGCAGCCCUGCUGCUGAAGCUGGGGCGCCCGGCUGCGGCCAUUCGCGACUGCACUGCCGCGCUGCAGCUGAACGUCGCGUGCGGCAGGGCCUUCCACAUACGUGGCGUGGCUCACCGGAGGCUCGGGCACUGGCAGAAGGCCCACCGCGACCUGUCUGAGGGCCAGCGGCUGGACUUCAGCCAGGACUCCGUCAGCGUGCACAUGCUCGUGGCCCAGAAGGUGUCUACGAUGCAGGAUCUGAAGACGGGCCGCUGGCAUUCGGUGGAGGGGGCGAAGAAGGCCGUGGAGCUGCUGGACGACAAGAAGAAGAGCAGCGGACCUGGCCUGAGACCCGGGCAGGCUGUGAGGGUGUUCGGUCUGAGCAAGGCCCCGCACCUCAACGGCAGGCGCGCCCUUGUGCAGAAGCCGUCGGCUAAGGGGGACGGCCGCUGGGAGGUCGAGAUCCGGCUCGAGCGAGGCCUCGUCGACGUGAAGUCCAUCCGGAGCGAGAACAUCUACGCCGUGCGGGCCGCCGAUGCGGAGGCCUGGCGGGCGGAGGAGCGCGUGCACGCGGAGGAGCGGCGGAGGCGAGACAAGGAGGAGCGGCGCUUCCUGGACGGCAGCUCGGAGAAGAGGAAGAUGGAGGAGAAGCGAUCUGCCACGGAGCGGUCGAUGGCUGCCACGGGCUUCCCCGACAUGGACAUGUCGGAGAAGCUGGAGGCCGAGAUGAGCGCGCUGCCGCUGGACGACGGUGCGAUGAACCUGCUACGGCGGCUGCCAGCCUACGAGGCCCUGGACGUGCUGCGAAAGAGCCAGCUCGGCGGUAUCAUUAGCAGCCUGUCGGCCUUCAUCAAGCUCAGGCUGGCGGCGCGCACGUCCGGGCUGACCUCACUGCUCGAACCAUCACUACCCAUCGGCUCGCGGCCGAACCGAAUCCGAUGGCAGAAGACCGGUUCACCAGACGACGGGUUCAACAGGGACCGGUCCAACAGACGACCAGUUCAACAGGGACUGAUUCAACAGACGACUGGUUCAACAAAGCCCGUUUCAACGAAGACUGCCGACGGGCCCCACGGCGACUCUGGGCCGGUGCUGGGCGCGGCUCGGGCAGCUGGCCUUGCUGGGCCGUGUCCCGGAGGGUCCAGGGGACCGACCCGGAGGUUGGGCUUUUUUCGGGUCGUACGAAAAGGGAUGGAUCGGGAAAUCGAAGAAAAAACGUCAGAAGCAUGAUCUUUUGGCGCUCUGCGCGGAUUUCUUGGAUCUGCGCUGGACCCCCCUCCCUGGCGUGCGGUGCGCCCGCGGCGGCGCCGGAGGCGCCGUGGCGUGGGCCCAGCGCAGAUCCAAUAAGUCCGCGCGGAGCGCCAAAUGUUUAUGUUUUUGGUUUCCCCAUCUAGGGUUACGAGACCUGCCGCCCCUGAGAUCCUGGCAUUGCAGCUUUUUCGCGCCGGGCGACCAUGCCUCUUGAGGAGGAGGAGGAGGAGGACUCUUGGGUGAAGGGUGAAGCAGAAGCUGGGCGACCCGGACUCCGAGGAGCUGUGGGGCGUCUCAAGUGUCCACCUGCACCGACCCCGUACCGGGUUGGCCCUGUCGCAAAGGAUCGGUGCACAUGCCUGGCCUCGAGCCAACUGGGGGCUCAUUCACCGAUCCUGGCCCCAAGCUGGGCGUGGCCCAAUCUCAGGGUUUCUGUCUCCGUAUUUUUUCAAAGCGUGGCCCCCGAGAGGUCUCGAUCCUUUCCGCGGGGAGGCUUUUCAUUCCGACUCGGUUGUGGCGUCCCCGACUCAUGAGGGCCCUCAGAUGCAGAGAAUUGUCACACAUCUUCCGUCUCGAUUUUUUCACGGCGCGAACCUUGGGUCCACCGAUCGACGUUCGAUCCAUGUCCCUGCUGCGGCCCCAAACUCUGGGCGCCAGGUGUAGCAGGGUAUUGAUACAAACACGUGGCCUCGGAGGCCGAACUUUCAUCGAAGACGCCUAAUUACGGCGAGUCACCGCCGCCCCCUGCCUUUUUGGAAGCGCC